ACUCUCUCUUGGAUUCCGCCCUCACUCUCAACAUAAACUCUACCUCAUCCAUCGUCUUCUCCGGGGAACUUCACUCUCAAUGGAUCGAGGAAGCUCACAAACCAUCGUCUGUCACCUGGCUCUCAUUUUCCUUCCGUUUAUCAUUCACUGUCUUCCACGAGCUAAUCUGAGUCCCAUCGCCAUCACAGACCACCAUAACCCCAAUGAAAUCCAACUUCAAACCUACAUUGUUCAUGUACAAGAGCCAACAAGCAUCUCCAAGCUCACAACGGAACGCUGUCAUGAAUGGCACAAAUCCUUCCUGCCCAACGCCACCCUCGACUCCGGCGAACCCCGCAUCAUCCACUCAUAUCAUCGCGCCAUUACAGGGUUCGCCGCCAAACUCACCCCCCAAGAACUGGUCCUGAUGCGAUCUAGGGAUGGCUUCAUCCUUGCCCACUCAGAGAAACCCACCUUUCUAUUUACGACCUACACCCCCGAUUUCUUAGCCCUGAAGCACUGGGGUAGCCUCUGGCCAGAGUCCUCCCAUGGCGAAGGAAUCAUCAUCGGCGUAAUCGACACGGGAAUUCACCCCACUCAUCCCUCAUUCGAUGGUAAAAGCAUGCCUGACCAUCCCAUUAAGUGGCGAGGCCGCUGCGAUCUUCCGCCGCCAGCCAACUGCAACAACAAGCUCAUUGCAGCGACGGCUUUCAAGGGCCAGCUGAAGCCAUCGCCAGUAGAUAAAGGCGGGCACGGCUCUGUUACAGCCAGCAUUUCAGCUGGAAACUUUGUGCACGGCGCUCAGGUUCUGGGCAAUGCCAAUGGCACCGCUUCUGGCACGGCACCAAGAGCUCACCUGGCCAUCUACAAGGCCUACUACAACAACUAUGGCGUCGAAGGCGACCUCCUGGCUGCCAUUGAGCAGGCUAUUAGUGAUGGUGUCGACAUCCUCUCCAUGUCCAUCGGCCAAGAACCCAAACCUUUAUAUGAAAGCAGCGUGGCAAAGGGUUCCUUUUCAGCUAUAAGAAACAACAUUUUCCCCUGUUGCGCCGUGGGAAACUUCGGACCUGUGCCGAGCAUUUUGUCCAACGAUGCGCCGUGGUGUCUGAGCGUCGGCGCAGCUACUGUCGACAGGAGAAUUAGAGUUACUGUUAGGCUCGGCAACGGGAUGGAAAUGGAUGGAGAAUCUUCAUACCAACCGGACACGUUCGAUUCCAAACUGAUGCUGCCUUUGGUGUUUCCAGGAGACAGGGGACCGCCUGAAGCACUCAACUGUCAAACUGGUUCUUUAAGAAGGUCAGUUGUUUCAGGGAAGAUUGUACUUUGCGUGACUGAUGAAUAUGAGAAUCUUGAGAGGAGUAAGGCUGUGAAAACUGCAGGUGGAGCAGCCAUGAUUCUUAUGAACAGGCUGCCUGAUGGCUAUACCACCAAUGCCGAUCCCCAUAGUCUUCCGGCCUCCCAUGUUAGUCAUGCCGAUGGGCAGAAGAUCCAGGCUUAUAUCCGCACAACCCCGAAUCCUACGGCAACGCUUAUCUUCAAAGGAACUCAAUUUGGGGCUCGCCCAACUCCAGCAGUUGCUUCAUUCUCUUCCAGGGGUCCGAGCCUCAACAAUGGUGGAAUACUAAAACCCGAUGUUGUGGCUCCCGGUGUAAACAUCCUUGCUGCAUGGCCAACUGAAGUAGGACCUAACAAGAAGGGCAAUUCGUCUUCAACCUUCAACUUUGCAAGCGGGACCUCUAUGGCCGCCCCUCAUGUCUCAGGAAUCGCUGCCAUGCUGAAAAAGCUUAAGCCUGAAUGGUCUCCUGCUGCAAUCAAAUCAGCAAUCAUGACAACUUCCUAUGCUCGAGACAGGCAUGGAAAUGCCAUCACGGAUCAAAAUGGUGGUGGCAAUGCAAGCUUCUUUGCAAUGGGGGCAGGCCAUGUUAACCCAUCAAAGGCCGCUGAUCCUGGGCUUGUUUAUGACCUGCAGUGGCAGGAUUACAUACCUUACCUUUGUGGUCUCGGAUACACUAAUGAUCAAGUAAUGGCUGUCAUUAAAGACACUGCUGAUUGUUCGAACAUCAAGAAGAUUAUUGCUGAGGAGCUGAAUUACCCAUCGAUUGCGUUGACUCUUAAAACAGGAGAGUCAAAAACGAUUAGUCGCACGGUGACGAAUGUUGGUGAAACAAGCUCGAAAUACAGGUUAGAGAUUGAAGAGCCUAAUGGAGUUCACGUAAAUGUGACACCCGAAAGCCUGCAAUUCUCAGGACUGAAACAGAUGGAGACCUUCUCGGUGAAAUUAAGUGUAAAGUCUGGGCCUUCGAGGAAAGGACAGGUCUCGGAAGGUUCUUUGACAUGGAUUUCGGAAUUUUACGUUGUCCGAAGCCCAAUCUCUAUAUCAUUCACCUGAUAUGCAUCACUCUGCUUCAGCUCUUGCGUUAUUGCGUGCAUUCGGCAAAUCACUUUUGACAUAAGAAUAAGCAGUAUCAAUAUGCAAAGGAAUAAAUAUAGAAGAAAACAUGCAUUGUGCAUGAGGAAUAGCAAGCUUAAUAAUGUCAGCAUGUUGACUGUAAUUUAGGAGUGGGGAUCAACGAGGGUAAUUUUGACUUGAGAUGAUAUAGGAUGAGCAGCACUUCUUACAAAAAAUGGGAUCAUAACAAUCCAAACCUAGAAGAAAUUGUUCAAAGAUCUGAGCCGAGUGUCAUACUCUAGGUCCAAAAAAAAUACAGAAAUAAUACCUAAUGUCGAAUGAUCUACUUAAGAGGUGAGGAUCCACCAAAUAAUUCGGUAAGAUGCUAGGAGAGAACUCGCGAAUGCAUUUAUAGUAUCAAUCCAAAUAACUAACUACUAUCUAUUAAAAUAUAAUUUGCAUGACAUUCGAUCAUAUAGCA
This is a messenger RNA of Phalaenopsis equestris, 2849 nucleotides long. Its product is annotated as subtilisin-like protease SBT1.5. Bases 80 to 2368 code for a protein of 762 amino acids. The transcript has a single exon. Gene Ontology annotation, biological process: proteolysis. Gene Ontology annotation, molecular function: serine-type endopeptidase activity. The record is from RefSeq and is a predicted model, not a curated record. NCBI's taxonomy places the organism in Eukaryota, Viridiplantae, Streptophyta, Magnoliopsida, Asparagales, Orchidaceae.